AUGGAAACUAAAGUUAUACCUUGUCUCAUUCGAGUGGGAGAAAAUCACAAAAAGCCUCGGUUUAUCCCAUUAGAUGGAGAGGGAAAGAUUACGAUCGGACGAUCAGCAGAUGUCACAGUUUGCCUUUUGAGCAACAUGAUAUCAAGAUGUCAUGCCAUUCUCCAGAGGAAAGAAGAUGGAAAUUGGUUCAUACAAGACAACAAGAGUUUGAAUGGAGUAGCUGUCAAUGGAGAAAGACUGCAGGCCAAUGUGGGUGUACCUCUGCGAGAGGGGGAUCUCGUUCAGUUUGGAAUCAAUCCAAGUUCAGACAUGCCUUCAGAGUUCGUGUACAAAUACUUCCCUGCUGCCCGUAUCAAACGACCAGUAAAGCGAUCAUCAGACAAAGUGGACUCUACCACAGGUAGUUCUCAUCUGAAAAAGUCUCGCCUUGCUGGGUGCUCUAAAAGCUCCAUUGACAGCCAGAGUUUAACGGAUCAGGAUGAUAAUGUAUCAAGCUCGCAGGAUAUUAAUGCAGCGGGCAGAAGUGGAAUAAAGCAGAACUGGUCCCCGUUUCGAGAGUAUAAAGAGCAGCUUAGUGAACAGGACAAACUUGCCAAGCAGAAGCUAAAGGAAUAUGAGGAGAAGUUAGCCGAGAUGCAGAGGCUCCUUAAGGAGAAGGAAGCUGCUGAGGCAGUUAUAAAACAGGAGCUAGAGGAAGAAAAGAACAAAGCUGAAGAACAGGAGAAGAUUGUGGAAGAGCUGCUUCAAAAAGAGGAAGAAAUGAAAUCUGAAAUGGAGGAAAAAGAGAGAAAGUUUGAAGAUGAGAAAGAGAAGAUCAGUAGAAAAGUACAAGAAUUCCAAGCGGCGCUAGAGGCAAAGCUGAAAGAAAAGGAGGCUGCGCUUUUGAGGCAACUUACUGCACAGCGGGAAGCAUUAAUCGCAGAGAAAGUGAAAGUGGAGCAUAAGUUACAGGAAGAAAUGGACCGUGCUCUGGAGGAGAAAGAUAAACAGCUAGAAAAGGAGCUUGUGAGCCAGAGGGAGAAUCUGACUAAAGUUAUAGCUAAUAAAGAAUUAGAACAGAAAGUUCUAGAAAGUCAGUUAAAGGAUACUCAGUCAGAGAAUGCUAAGCAAAAAGAGGCUGCACUAAGAGCUAGAGAAGAUGUCCUGGCCAAUUUUACAGACCUGAUGGAGACAGAACUGCAGUGUAGUAUCUGCAGUGAAUUGUUUAUAAAGGCCGCUUCUUUAAACUGCUCCCACUCAUUCUGUCAGCUGUGUAUUAGUCAAUGGAUGAAGAGGAAGAAGGAAUGCCCAAUCUGCCGUGCCCCAUUCACGUCUUUCACUCGGUCAAUUGUUCUGGACAGUUACAUAGAGAAGAUGGUAGAUCAGCUGAGUGAAGAGCUAAAAGAGAGGAGGAAAGAAAUGACCAAAUCUAGAGAGGCUGAGCAGAAAAAGUUUGAUGAGGAGAACAAUCAGUCAUCGUCGUCCACAUCUGGCCGUGGAAGGGCAGGCAGCAGAAGGGGGCGUGGCAGACGGCGUGGACGAGGGUCUUCUAGUACAGCCACGGGAGCUGCAAGGGGAGCAACUCAGACUCGCACACGAUCUAUGGCACCAAUAGUUCUCAGUAGCGACAGUGAGAUUAGUCAGGACACUGAUGAGGAUAGCGUUGAUGGUGGCUUUACAAGCCCAGAUUCUGACAUUGAAGGGGACCCCGACGCAUACUAUGGAGGAUACGGCAGAUGUUUUAUUUGUGGUAGCCUAGGCCACUGGGCAAAUGGAUGUCCUUUGAGAUGAUAACGUCAGUGUAAUGUAUCCUGAAUGUGAAACAAACCUGGAAAGAUAUACCUACGAUUAAUUUAAGAGAAAGAUGUUUUAGUCUAUUUAUUUUGUUAACAUCUUUGAUGGUCUCUCCCCAAAACUCCCCAUUGGGUUACAGGCCCACAAUCAGACAGGCAGCAGGAAGUGUGAAACUCUUACAAACUGGGCUACAGAAAGGGCUGGGUUCAUAUCAUGAUGAUUGGUUGUAUUUUUGAAGUACUCUUCAAAAGUAGUACUCUUCUGCUUGUGUUUGUCUGAUGUUGAUAUUUGUUUCUGUUACUAUUAUACUAUUUUAAGCAAAGCUCUAUCUCUUGGAUAAGAAUGGUACUUGUAUUUAUGUUAAAAACAAUUUAAUGUUUAGGCAAAGGAAUGUAAUCCACCAUAUUGUAAUAGUUGUUUUUAUGUUGUAAAAACUGUUCACAGAAAACAGUAAUUUCCUGUAUGUAUUUUAUAAAUGAGAAGUUAUAAGUUGAACAUCCGUCAUAGUGCCUGCAAAAAAAAUAAUCUGGAUUAUACAACUAUGACUAUAAGAAAAACAUAGGGUACACCAGGAAACAGUUUCACAGUUCUUGUAGUAUCCACUUGAGAUGGUACUACUAUAAAGUAGUACAUAUAGCUACAUUUACCUUGUGAAACUGGUUUCAGUACAGUAACUUAAGCAACAAGAAUUUGGUUUGGGGUUUUUCACACUUUAAGCUGUGACUUUGUACUCAUCUAUAACCAUUUGGAAUUGUCCACUUAAUCACUGGGCAUGUUGUGUACCUUAACUUUUUUUAGGGCAUGGCAUGAAGCAUUUACUUCAGGGUACAUUUUCACUCUCUCUUUCCACUCAUGUCUAAUGGUCAAAGCCUACUUUGUAAACGGGAUAAAAAUUAUAUUUGUUUAUAGAUUAACCCAGACGAUCCUCGUAAGCUGUUUCAGAGCACUAGUAGUUCUGUAUAUGUUAAUGAUACUUCAUUUGUUGAUUAGCUGCAUGUACACGUGUAUCUAAUAGGUCAGUAAUCAUCCCACAACCCUUGACAGACUUAAAGUUUAGCAUUUGUUAAAUUGCUUGUACCUUUUAGGUGAAUCUGUUUUUAUGAAAUAGGUAUGCUUUCAAAUUGGCAUUGGAGGUUUUUGCCAGUUUUUCCUCCCCGGUUACUGAGUUCCAGACCAGUUCGCAUUUUGUGAGUUUAAACCCUAUCUUGGACAGGGAAUUUCGUAGAUUCCUCCAGUCCUACUGAUCAUGGGGUUUUGGUGACAGUAAGUGGCCAAAAUGCUUCCAAGAUAACUUUUCGUCCAUCAGUGUGGUGUACAUGUGCAGAUGUCCCCAAAGGGAAAAUCUGUCAGUAUCUUGUCAAAUGUCGGUGGUUUAUCCCAGGCACUCCGGCAUUCUUCAACUAAAAAACUGCCGGCCACCAUAUGAGUGAAAAUUCUUGAGUAUGGCAUUAAACAAUGCUCCGGUCAAAUAGCAAAUACUACUGAAGUAACAUUCUCACUGUUGCUGAUCACACCUCGACCAAAGUUUGGCAGAAAGCAGUAAUAUCCUCAUGAGAAACCAAGUUCACACACCCAGUAAUCUUACAGCUGUUGUACAGAUUAAAUGAAUGUGUUAUCAAAGCCCAAAUAAAUAUAUGUAUAUCCUGUA
This is a messenger RNA of Liolophura sinensis, 3421 nucleotides long. Its product is annotated as E3 ubiquitin-protein ligase RNF8-like. The record is from RefSeq and is a predicted model, not a curated record. Gene Ontology annotation, biological process: protein K48-linked ubiquitination; ubiquitin-dependent protein catabolic process; double-strand break repair. The transcript is spliced from 7 exons. The coding region runs from base 1 to 1770 and encodes 589 amino acids. Lineage: Eukaryota; Metazoa; Mollusca; Polyplacophora; Chitonida; Chitonidae. Gene Ontology annotation, molecular function: zinc ion binding; ubiquitin protein ligase activity; histone binding. Gene Ontology annotation, cellular component: cytosol; nucleus; site of double-strand break.